UUUAGAGAAAAUUGGCUUUCAGGCACAUCGAAUUAUUUUCAUUUCUGCUAAAUAAAGUAGCCAAAAUGCUCUCGCGGUUAUUAAAAGAACACCAAGCGAAACAAAACGAAAGGAAGGAGCUACAAGAAAGACGAAGAAGAGAAGCAAUAGCAGCUGCUACAUGUUUAACUGAAGCUCUGGUGGAUCAUCUCAAUGUAGGUGUGGCGCAGGCCUACGUCAAUCAACGCAAGCUGGACCAUGAGGUGAAGACACUGCAGGUUCAGGCCGGUCAGUUUGCCAAGCAGACGGCACAGUGGAUCAACAUGGUGGAGAACUUCAACCAGGCUUUAAAGGAAAUCGGAGACGUGGAGAAUUGGGCGCGCAGUAUCGAGAUGGACAUGCGGACGAUUGCCACAGCUCUGGAGUAUGUGCAUAAAGGCCCGGUCCAGCCGGCAUCCACAUGAGCACACAGACUUUGAAGGUCCAAAGUGGACCAAUACACUUAAACCAUUGAUAAAACCUGGACUCUUGUUUGCUUUAGUGAAGCACUGCUGGGACGCCUGUUGAUUUAUGUACGGUUCAUUUUCAUUUGUGUUUUGUAUGAUAUCAAAUGUGUUUGCGUAAUAAAAUAAGUGCCAUAAUUGUUGCAUUUGAGCCUAACAUUACAUUUCUCCUCACAUAUUACAGAUAUUCUCCAGUGCAGAUUAGCUUCAAUGCUUUAGCAUGCCAUUUGGCCAACAUUUGUCAUGUUUUUCAUUCAACCUCAGUAAUGAAUGUAAAGUUCCAAGAUUAUAAAGGCUUAUUUUAGCUUUUAUAGACACAAUCACGAGCCAAAAUAGAUUUUAUACGUUUUUUUGUGGGAUUUCACGGUUUGCUAGUUUGUGUAACCCGUUUUAAGCUGUGCACACACCGUGACGCUAUAUAAUCCACAUUUCUAGCUACAACAAAGGUCUCUCAGAUUCACGGGAUUAACUUCAUUUAUGUAAGGUGAAAGAGUAAAACUUGACAAAAAUGUGUGGAACAUGCCAGAUUGCACAUACUUGCUCUGUUGGAAUACUUCUGGUGGAUUUUUAUGCUUGAUUUUUUUCAACAUUUCUAUGAUGAUUUACAAAAGACAUCCACUAAAAUGUCACUCAGUGAAACUAAUAGUUCAUAUACUAAAUAAAUCAUGUAUAGUGGAUUUAAAACAGGAAAUAUUUGAUGAAAGAGCACAAAACUAUGAAUUUUUACACUUCAAAUCACUAGGUUUUGCUUGUUUAUCAGCUUUAUAGUUCGUUUAAAUGAUCACUUAUUUUGUUUAUGUUUAAACAAGGUCAAAUCUGACAAAAAAACGUCAUUAUUAUGAAUUAUUUGACACAGAGUGACAUUAUAAAGUUAUUUCACCAAUAUUUCAACAUUUUUCAGUAACAUCAAAUAUUCCACGUGGUCUUUAAAUCAAUAAGGUCAAACAACAUCAUCCACAACAAUGUGAACAAAAAUAGCAAUUGUUUCAAGCCGCAGUAAACGGAAAAAUGCCACAAUGUCACACUCUUGUCAUUGCUUAGAAUUGCCUGUCAACCAUCCAAAAACAAAUUCAAUCAACCUAAAAAUAAAGCGGAUUGGCAAGAUUCUCCCUCAAA
Messenger RNA from Danio rerio (zebrafish), 1598 nucleotides. RefSeq names its product biogenesis of lysosomal organelles complex 1 subunit 1 (gene bloc1s1). The record is from RefSeq and is marked provisional. NCBI's taxonomy places the organism in Eukaryota, Metazoa, Chordata, Actinopteri, Cypriniformes, Danionidae. Gene Ontology annotation, cellular component: BLOC-1 complex.